This is a messenger RNA of Heterobilharzia americana, 291 nucleotides long. NCBI's taxonomy places the organism in Eukaryota, Metazoa, Platyhelminthes, Trematoda, Strigeidida, Schistosomatidae. The record is from the annotation of a GenBank genome assembly.
AUGCAAAUGAGUUCUAUUGAAGCAUCAUCCCAAUUAUUUUUGUCCAAGUUAGCGUUUGAAGUGUACAACGAGAGAAAUUACGUAACGAAGGCUCAGAGUAGUAGCAAUUUACUGGAGCUAAGACUUUGGAUAUCGACUUCUAGUUCGGUUGAUGCUUAUUGGUUGGUGUAUAAAGCGCUUUCAGAGAUUACAUCACCUGCUUUAUGGCGAUAUUCACCUGUUCAAUCUAUUUCUCAAACAAAACCGGACUCACUAUUCAGUAUUUCCACUUCCCUGCACCAUACUUUGUAG